CGUCAUUGUCUUUUCGGUAAAUAACGGAGCGACACGUGACUAUACUAACUAUCCCGACGAUGAAGUGGAAUCUCAAUUUCAUUUCUGUUUAGCAGACACAUCUCUGACUCACAUCGUUUCUCGGUCUCAGAGCCAGGUCCUCCAUAAUGUCUCACUGUGGCUAUUUCUCGCACGCGCGGUCCAAGGGGGAGAAGUUGGGGUACUACCGGGCUUCCGUUGCAUGUGGUCAUUGCCGAAAACGCAAGGCUAGAUGCAUGCCUGCAACCGGAGAUGCCCAAGGCAGAUGUACCAAUUGCGUCCGCUUGGGCCGCCAAUGUGUGGCAGUGAAAGUGGAAGUCAUGGAAGCCCUCGAUGUACUGGGGGGAGAUGAAACGCCCGAGAACAUUCUACAAGUCCAACGGCUGAUUGGACACGUUAGGGACGAGGCGCCUUCAGUGCCACCUCGCCAGAGAAGGAACAGGCUAAACCCGUCGCGCACGGCAAGGUUGAAGCCAGCGCCUUACAGCGGUGUCCUUCCUGCUAUAUCUCAGCCACUACGAAUGUAAAGUCAACAGAGAGUGCAUCAGCUUGGCAGUUCAUGAUUUCGACUAUGAGCAACCUUCCACCAU
Molecule: messenger RNA, 608 nt
Organism: Exophiala viscosa
Lineage: Eukaryota; Fungi; Ascomycota; Eurotiomycetes; Chaetothyriales; Herpotrichiellaceae
Exons: 5
Coding region: 147-545 (132 amino acids)
Biological process (GO): regulation of DNA-templated transcription
Molecular function (GO): DNA-binding transcription factor activity, RNA polymerase II-specific; zinc ion binding
Source: RefSeq, a predicted model, not a curated record